GCGCUCGCGCCCUCCCCCUCCCCGUCAGCUGCGCAUCACAACAAAAGUAGCGAGGAGGAAAAAAAGAAAAACAAACACACACUGUCACCGUCUCAGCGUCUCGCGGCAGCGCGGAAUCAUGUCGAGCGGGGAGGAGGCCCGACGGCCCUCGCUGUCCUCCUCUUCGGUCGGUCUCGAGGCCCUGUUCCCGGGCUGCUCCGGGGCUGGCGCAGGCGGAGCGGAGCCGGGAGACCCGGAGCUGGCGCGUCUGCGGCGGCGGCUGCAGGCCUGGUUGAGUCCGCACGAGGCCGCCGUGCUCGGCCUGCAGCGCCUGCUCGUGUGGGAGAGGCCCGUGCGCAGCGGAGCCGUGGCGCUCGCGCUCAACACUGCGUUCUGGCUGCUGUCCUCCACGUCCUUACGGCCCUUGUUCCUCCUGAGCGCGUCUCUGCUUGUCCUCACGUUACUGGAGAGAUGGAAAGACAAGCUGCCUCAGAUAACCGUGCGGCAUCCAGAGGCCCCAGUCAUAGAAAGAGAAAGCAUGAGCGUCCACCCUAGACUUUUGAGCGUGGAUGAACUGAGCCACCAUCUGGCGGAGAGCUACUUAACCUGUAGUCUCUACAUCCAAGAGAUGCUCCAGUACAAACGGCAGAAUCACGGCAAGUUUUGUGCAAUGACAUGCUCAGGAUGCCUCCUGCUAGCUGUGGUUGGUCACUACAUACCUGGAAUCAUGAUCUCCUACAUAAUAUUGCUGAGUGUCUUGCUGUGGCCCCUGGUUGUGUACCAUGAGCUGAUUCAGAAGAUGUACACGGGGUUGGAGCCCAUCCUGAUGAAGCUGGACUACAGCAUGAAGGGAGACACGCAGCACCGCAAGCACGACAAAAGAAAGGUGAAGAAAGAGCAGGAAGAGGGAGAUGAGCCAAGGGCAGAAACGGAGAGCGAGAGUGAGGAGGAGCUGUCCUGCUUUGCUCCCACUGUGGAUGUGAAGACCACAGCUCUAGCGAUGGCCAUCACCGAUUCAGAGCUGUCUGAUGAGGAGGCGUCUAUACUGGAGAGUGGGGGGUUCUCUGUGUCUAGAGCUACUACCCCACAGCUCACGGACGUCUCUGAAGACUUGGACCAGCUGAGUGUGCACAGUGAACCUGAGGAGAGCUUCUCCAAGGACCUUCCGGAGUUCCCCUCAGUGGACGAGUUCCCGUCGAUCGAACCUGGUCUGUUCCACUUUCCCCUGGGUGUGCUUGGGUCUGGCCGGCCUGAGGGCUCCAGCACGGAGCACCAGGAGGACUCCCAAAGUCCCACCAGCCUCCUUAUUCAGCACUUGGCUUCCCCACUCCACUUUGUCAACACGCACUUCAACGGACAUGGACGAUCCUCUGGAGCUGACCGGAGUUCAGCGGGAGCCGGGCAAGAGGGAGAAGGAGCUGCUCGGGCCGCACAAGGACCUACCCGGUCCCUGGAAGCCCUCAGCGAGGAGAUUGUGAGCACAGCCAUCUCCACCGUGGUGCAGAACACUCUUUCAGCCCUUCUGCGGUCCACAGAGGCCAGCGAGGGGCCUUCCAUGGCGGAGUUCCUCCCCACCGAGACGCCGCCUUGUCCAAUGGAGUCGCCUCUCGGUUCACCCGCGGCCCAGGAGGCGAGCGACGAGGACGUGGAUGUAACCACCGAAGCCAGCACCGAGGAGCAACCGGACGUAACACUUGUUCCUGCCGAGGAGGAGGACUUUGAGCUACUGGACCAAAGCGAACUGGAGCAGAUGGAUGAGGGGCUGGGUCUAGGUUUCGACGGACAGGGGACGGGCGGUGGCCCGACAUCUACGGACACGCUCCCGAGCGGCCAGCAACAGCAGGCUGACCAACAGGAGUCCUAGCUUGCCCAUCAUCCUUGCUAAACUGUCCCUUUUAUUUAUAGUCCAUGUAGAUAUAUAUACCAUACACUGACAUAUAUGCUUUAUGAGAAGGUCUGAAAAUAAUUUUUCUGUCAGUUCUGCUAUUUGUGAGAUCACUGUGACCUUUUUUUUGCUUUGUUUUUUCAGGUGAACCAAAACAAACCACAGAAAAAAUGAAGUCGAAAUUUAGUGGUGCAUACUUUUUGGACAAAGAGUGCUGAGCGAGGGUCAAUGCUUGCCAUGUCCAGUAACUACAAUUACACGGACCGGUGGAGCUGAUCCGAAUUAAGCGCUCUUCCUUAAACGAUAUUGGCCUCGAUUGGCCAGUCAGUUUUUUUUUAUUUUAUUAUUUUUUUUUUUUAAAUAAAUGGUAACAAACAUUUUCAAAGAAAGAAAUCACUUAGUUACUUGCUUAAUUAGAGCUCUCGAGGUUAAACACCAGGGCCAUGUUAUUUCUUCCAAGUGAUAUCACACUUAGUAACAUUAGUUCCAGAUAAUCUCGUCUAAAUUUCUGUGUUGCGCACGUUGUCUGGUAUCCCCCAUCCUAUGGGCCAGUCUAGAUUUCCUUCUGUCUUGCUUUUUACUUCCAUGCUUUUGUCCUGUUUGCCACUCCCGGUUAACAGUGGUGAAAUCUAAACUGCAGAACCUCACAAGCAACCUGGGGAUAAUCUCACGGCAGCUGGACAACUUAAAUCCACAGAGAAGAUUGCUCAGUAGGAAUGUUCAGUAACUGCUCUCCUAUUGGCCAGUCUGGCCUACAGGCUUCAGUUACCUGGCUUACUGAGAAAUCCUGCUUUGUGAAAUACUCCCCAGGUCUAAUAUGAGCCAGAUUCCUGUACUGACUCAAGAAGAGGAACUAACCCAGUCUACAUUACAGCCUGCUGUCUGAAAAGAAGCAAGUAACUGACCAGCCAGGCUGACUUUAUUCGUAGUUGCGAAAGUUUAUAUUUAUAGCGGUAAAGAGAUAUUUUAUCAUUUAUAGCCAUGUUAAUAUAUGCUGUUGUGUAUAUGUUAAGGGUUGGGGAUUUUUUUUUAUUUAUGAACAUUGGUCAGUUAUGAAGUAAAAACGUAUGCCUUGCACAGGUUACAGAAGAUGUGGUUCCAUUCAAGUAAUUUGGCAUUAUUAUCUCUGGUCUUGCACAAUCGAAACAUUGGAUCUGAAGAAUGUUUCUACAGAUGACUGAAGCGUCCCGCCAUCAAUGUUACCCUUUGCGGUUCUCUGUAAUCCAUUAAGCACUUGUGAAAUACUGCACAACGACAAAAAUACAGUCGUGGGGGAGAAAAAGAAUCUUACUUUUUUUAAAAAAUGCCCCCAGCUUUGCUGAUUUAUAAUCAUUUUUCAUGCAGUUAGAUUAAUGACUGGUGUGGAUGGAGGAGUUUUAACUGGAUGCACUUUGGAAUUAAUAAUAGAUUUGUAGGCAUGGUAAUUAGCCAUUUCAUAAGACCCACAUACUGAAUCAGAGCAAACCUUCUGGUGGGUAAAGUCUACCUGGAUGUAAUCGUCUGUAAAGCAGUGUAAUAUUUUAAUUUGUGGGCUUCUUCUUUAUCUUCAAAUGCAAAGCGUCUACUGAGCUUCUACAUGCAGAACAACUGGAAGGGAAUUCUGAAAAAUUUUCCCAUCUCAGUUUUAUUCUGCAAAUUCAGCUCUAGUUUUUACAUACAUACAUUUUUAAGGAUGUUUCCUGCCUAGCAGGGUUGUUGUUGUUGUUCCCCUUUUUUUGAAGCGCCCACUAUGAAAAUGGAGAGUGGUUAAUUUAAAAAAAAAAACAAAAAAAAACAGAAAUUGGAAAUGAAGUGAUGAACAAAGCGCUUACGGUUAUAUGCACCCAUUGUUUCCUGAAGUUUCCACACAGCUGUCACAUUUUUGGUCUGCAGCCUCCUCAUGUAGUCGUGCUUUAGGGACAUUUAUUUAUUAUAAUUGGCCUUUAUUACAGUUUGAUUUGUAAUCAAUAAAAGAAAAAUGUGCAUCACAACACUGUAAAAAAUGGCUGACUGUAGCAUGAGUAGCACCUCCUUCACCCCAUGCUAAAAGUGCUAAUUUGACUGAAAUAAGAGGGAUCAAAUAAGAUUAGAGUACUUUGUUUUUCUUUUCUUUUUAAUCCCCGCUCCUGUAGAUAACCUCCGAUCCUGUAAAAAGCAAUGGAAACAGCUAGUUUGUUUUUUGAAACUAUUAACAGAGAAUGUUUGUGUAAUAGUACUCGUGUUUUGCUCAUGCUUUCACUGCUUCUUGAUCGAUAAAAGGCACAUCAUUUAACAAAAA
Molecule: messenger RNA, 4121 nt
Organism: Colossoma macropomum (tambaqui)
Lineage: Eukaryota; Metazoa; Chordata; Actinopteri; Characiformes; Serrasalmidae
Gene: retreg2
Product: reticulophagy regulator family member 2
Exons: 9
Coding region: 119-1843 (574 amino acids)
Source: RefSeq, a predicted model, not a curated record